This is a messenger RNA of Fibroporia radiculosa, 729 nucleotides long. RefSeq lists its product as uncharacterized. NCBI's taxonomy places the organism in Eukaryota, Fungi, Basidiomycota, Agaricomycetes, Polyporales, Fibroporiaceae. The coding region runs from base 1 to 729 and encodes 242 amino acids. The record is from RefSeq and is a predicted model, not a curated record. The transcript has a single exon.
AUGACCUGCUCUCCAUCUCUCUCCUCGUCCUCCACCUCCCCGUCAGCCUCCAACUCCCGCAAGCGCAGCAUGUCCUUCUCCGCCCCGCUACCUCCUCAAAAGUCUGCCCGCACCCUCCGUCGCACAGGCUCGUAUCUCUCACUCGAAGAUAUGCAGACCGCAGUGGAGACCACCCUCUAUGGCCGGAAUGGGGCGCCCUCUUCUCUCUAUGCCAAUCCCUCUGCCGGUGCCCCGCAUACACGCAGUUUGCGCCAUUACAAAGACGAGCGAGACCGUCGGAAAGCGACGCUCCGGUCCUCCAACACCGUCGUACAAAUGCCUAGUAUCACUGUCACCACUUCUCACAUACCUUCUCGUAUACCGAUUCCUCGUCUACGGACAUCGUCUCCCCUCGCGCCCGCACCGUCCGUCCUGCCUGCGCGCACCGCUUUCCCACGGUCCAAGCCAGAGCCAGACCUCUAUCGUGUGGCGAUUACCACGCGCAUGCGCAUGUCGCCGGAGGGUCGCAAAAUCCUCUACAUGGGCCCGCGUCUGGCGCUUUCGAUGUUGACUGCGACCCAAGAGCUCGAGCGGUCCCUGUUUUCGGCAACUACGGAGCUCGAACAAAUCGUUGCGGCGCAGCGGGAUGCAGACAACGACAUCGUUAUGGCGGAUUGCGAUGUUUCAUUGGGCAAAUCGUGGGUGGUUGUGUCCUCUGAGGACUGGGAGAUGAUUGAUCGUGGUGCUUAG